AUGAGUUUCCUAAGCAUUUUUACUUUCUUCAGCGUCCUUAUUUCCGUUGCCACUGCCGUCAGAUUUGAUUUGACUAACGUCACUUGUGCUAAACUACAUGGUCCUCACUGUGGUACCUACGUUAUGGAAGUCGUUGGUCAAAAUGGAACAUUUUUGGGUCAAUCUACUUUCGUUGGUGCCGAUGUUUUAACCGAAAGCGCUGGUGAUGCUUGGGCAAGAUAUUUGGGCCAAGAAACAAGAUUCCUUCCAAAGUUGACCACUAUUGCCAGUAACGAUACAAAGAACUUUUCUCCACUUAUCUUCACCACCAAUAUAAAUACUUGUAACCCUCAAUCUAUUGGUGAUGCUAUGGUUCCUUUUGCCAAUACUGUUACUGGUGAAAUUGAAUACAACUCCUGGGCUGACACUGCUGACAACGCUUCUCUCAUAACCGGUUUAGCUAACCAAUUGUUUAAUGCUACCGAUUAUGGUGUUCAAGUUGCGUCAUGUUACCCAAAUUUUGCUUCUGUUAUUUUAAGCACUCCAACAGUUAACAUUUUCAGUAUUAACGACUCAUUGCCAGAUUAUUGUACUGCCAUUCAGUUAAAGGCCGUUUGUCCACCAGAAGCUGGUUUUGUUUAA
Molecule: messenger RNA, 621 nt
Organism: Saccharomyces paradoxus
Lineage: Eukaryota; Fungi; Ascomycota; Saccharomycetes; Saccharomycetales; Saccharomycetaceae
Gene: VEL1
Product: Vel1p
Exons: 1
Coding region: 1-621 (206 amino acids)
Source: RefSeq, a predicted model, not a curated record